This is a messenger RNA of Sinocyclocheilus grahami, 2300 nucleotides long. RefSeq names its product rab proteins geranylgeranyltransferase component A 2-like. The coding region runs from base 1 to 2160 and encodes 719 amino acids. Gene Ontology annotation, molecular function: GDP-dissociation inhibitor activity. The record is from RefSeq and is a predicted model, not a curated record. NCBI's taxonomy places the organism in Eukaryota, Metazoa, Chordata, Actinopteri, Cypriniformes, Cyprinidae. Gene Ontology annotation, biological process: small GTPase-mediated signal transduction; intracellular protein transport; protein geranylgeranylation. Gene Ontology annotation, cellular component: cytoplasm; cytosol; Rab-protein geranylgeranyltransferase complex. The transcript is spliced from 15 exons.
AUGCCUGCUAGACCCCCUGACUGUGUGAAGGACUGCUUUCCCGUUGGUCGCGCCCCGUCAGCUGGUGAACUCGCACCUGACCCGGCUGUCCCCGGAGAGUCCAUGCUCAGGUCAUAUUCCACUUGCUUAUAUGGUAGUUAUUACUACGUUUUCUUCUUUUUCGUGGCGGUACACAAGUUUUUUUGGUUCGCUCCAGAUGUCCUCACCGAGUCUGUUAUUGCGGCAGCCUGCUCCAGAGUCGGACAGAGCGUUCUGCAUUUAGACAGAAGGAACUACUAUGCUGGAAACUGGGCAAGCUUCACGUUCAAUGGCCUACUGUCAUGGAUUGAGGAAUAUAAGAAUCAGCAGGAGGUACAGAUCACAGAGUUGGAGCAAGUAUGGAGGAGCUUGAUUGAUGAGGGAGAGGAUGCGGUGCCUCUCAGCACCGUCGAUUCCUCUAUUUCCAACUUAGAAGUUUUCUGUUAUGCCAGUGAGGAAGAAGAGGAAACGAAGGCCCCGUUAACAAGCUUUCAGCCAGUGAAUGCUGAGACUGUAUCAGAAGAGACCAACGGUGACUCUACAGAGGCUCAGGACACGGUUACGGGUGAUGACGCCACAGCAUCCGAUGCUAAGACGCCGAACGAGGAGCACGAAGUCUCUGAGCCAAAGGAGGAGCAGCAUACAUCCGACAUUUCAGAACCCAGCCAAUCACAGGAAGAGAAAGAGUCGCAGCUGAUCAGCAGCCCAGCAGAUCCACCUGUAGAGGUGGAAAAGAAGAUAACAUAUCAAAAGUUGGUAAAAGAGGGACGCAGAUUCAACAUUGACCUUGUCUCCAAGUUGAUGUAUUCACGUGGUGCACUGGUGGAUCUGCUCAUCAAAUCUAAUGUGAGCCGUUACGCAGAGUUCAAGAACAUCGGCCACAUCCUCACCUAUAGAAAUGGAAAAGUGGAGCAGGUACCGUGUUCACGGGCGGAUGUGUUUGCCAGUAAGCAGCUGACUGUGAUUGAGAAACGCAUGCUGAUGAAGUUUCUUACCUUCUGUCUGGACUUUGAGCAGCACCCAGAGGAGUACCAGGACUGUACCGAGAAACCAUUUAGAGAGUUCCUGAAGAACAAGAAGCUCACUGAGAACCUGCAAGACUUCAUCCUGCACUCCAUCGCUAUGGUGACGCAGCAGACCCUUACGGAGGAAGGACUAAAGGCCACGCAGCACUUCCUACGAUGCUUGGGUCGCUACGGCAACACUCCCUUCCUGUUCCCUCUGUACGGCCUGGGAGAAAUCCCACAAUGCUUUUGCAGAAUGUGCGCCGUAUUUGGAGGAAUUUAUUGUCUGCGGCACUCAGUGCAGUGCCUGGUUGUGGACAAGGCGGCAAACAAAGUUAAAGCUGUGAUUGAUACACGUGGUCAGAGGAUCAGCUGCAGUCAUUUUGUGGUUGAAGAUUCGUACAUCAGAGAUGAACAAAGACAGAGCACAGCUUACAGGCAGAUAUCUCGAGCAGUGCUCAUCACAGACCGAUCUGUGCUACCUUCUGAAUCGGAUCAGCUGAUCUCACUGGUGACUAUUCCUCCUCUGGAAUCUUCUGCACCAGCUGUGAGGAUGGUUGAGCUCUGUUCCUCCUCUAUGACCUGCAUGCCUGGCACCUAUUUGGUCCACUUGACCUGUUCAUCAUCUGGUAGGGCGCAGGAAGAUCUUGCUCCAGUUGUAUCUCAGUUGUUUCACGUUUCCACCAUUCCUGGAGAGGAGCCUUCAGAAGGUGCAGAGGAGAGAAGCAAGCCUGCAGUGCUGUGGGUCAUGUACUUCAACAUGAGGGACACAUCAGCCCUGGACAGCAGCAACUACAGCCUGCCGAGCAACGUUCACGUGUGCACCGGUCCCGAUGGCAGCCUGUGCAGCGACUACUCCAUUAAACUGGCUGAAUCCGUGUUUCAUCAUAUCCUCCCUGAUGAAGAGUUCUGUCCGCCCGCGCCCAACCCAGAGGACAUUAUCUAUGACGGCGAUGGUCCGCAGGCCGAAGGGCCCGGCUUCGACGAGAGUACUAACACAGAAGAGGAUAAAAGCCAGGCAGAGGAAGAAGGUGCCGCCCAUGAGAAGAGUCCAUCGACUGAGAGCUCUGAACCUGCAGAGAUGGACAGUGUUACCCAGCAGGCACCAUCGGACACGACCCCACCCUCUGAAGAAUAACCCCUUUAGAGACGCUUGUUCAUUUCUCCACAAUCACUGAGCAUUUGGAAUCCAAUCUUCAAUCAUCCAGUUCUCAAUCCUGUUAUGUUCAUCAACCCUUUUUUUUAUACAUUUUACGUGCCUUUCUUUUGCAUUUUCAC